AUGAAUGUACCAUGCAACAUGCAGCCAACGACCAAGAGCGAUGUGUACACCUUCGGCGUCGUGUUGUUCGAGCUGUUCACGGGGAGGCCGGCCAUCCUACGGGAUCCGGAGCCCACAGGCGUUACCCGGUGGGCGCGGCAACACAUGGCGCGGGGCAACAUCGAGGGCGUCGUGGACCCGCGCAUGCACGGCGACUACGACGUCGAUAGCGUGUGGAAGGCUGCGGAGAUCGCCCUCAAGUGCACUGAGCAGGCCUCGACACAGCGGCCCGCAAUGACCGACGUGGUGGCGCAGCUGCAGGAGUGCCUCGAGCUAGAGGAGGGCCGCACCGGCGGUUACGAAAACACCAGCUUCUACACCGGCAGCGGCAGUGGCAGCAGCAGCAACGACCCCAACUUGGGUUACAACGCGUACGCCUCUGAUGGCCAGUCCAUUGACGUGAGCUAGAGCAGCGCUGCAUUCGAGAUGGACCAUAGUUUUGGGAAGGUGCCAAUAGUGAACAGAGGUCCUGUUGCAAGAUAAGGUUCUUCGUGGGGUUUCCAGUGAUGUUGUUUCACCAAAGCAAGUUCGACUAUACAAAGAUUCAGACAAUAGAAGUGUGUGCAGUUUUGCCCUAAAGGAGAAAAUAAGUGUAUUUAGUUUUAUUUUAUUUUAUUGGAAGACCUAAGAGUUGAUAUACUGCUUUGUCUGUUCUUGUUCUUCCUACGGAAGGACACCCCACCACUUCCUCAAUGAGUGUACUUGUCUAU
This is a messenger RNA of Phragmites australis (common reed), 749 nucleotides long. Its product is annotated as leucine-rich repeat receptor-like serine/threonine-protein kinase At2g14510. Bases 1 to 447 code for a protein of 148 amino acids. Lineage: Eukaryota; Viridiplantae; Streptophyta; Magnoliopsida; Poales; Poaceae. Gene Ontology annotation, biological process: protein phosphorylation. The record is from RefSeq and is a predicted model, not a curated record. Gene Ontology annotation, molecular function: protein kinase activity. The transcript has a single exon.